Molecule: messenger RNA, 456 nt
Organism: Prunus armeniaca (apricot)
Lineage: Eukaryota; Viridiplantae; Streptophyta; Magnoliopsida; Rosales; Rosaceae
Source: the annotation of a GenBank genome assembly
AUGAGACGAAUGAAAGGGCAAAAAAGUAUCAUCCUUGAAGUCGUUGCUGGACUCGAUACAUGGGUUUGGCAUGCCUUCUUAGGAGUUGUCGAAUCUCAAAACGACUUGAACGUGCUAGGUCAAUCUCCAGUGUUCAACAAUAUUCUAAGAGAGGGUUACAGAAAAGAUGAGGAGAGGUGUUUUGGUAUCCUCCAAGCCCGGUGGGCUAUUAUUAGGGGUGCGGCACGUCUGUUUGAUGAGAAGGUGCUGAGGAGCAUAAUGAUGACAUGCAUCAUCCUCCAUAACAUGAUUGUGGAGGAUGUGUAUGAUUACGAUAUUGCAGAUGUGUACGAACCAGAUCCCAUGAACAUGGCCUUGACAAGAAUUUAUGAAAAACCCAUGGGGCCAAAUGGAGAACCAUUGGAGCAUGAACUGUUGGUUAGGGACAGUCGUUUCAUGACUCGUAUGAUUGAUUGA